GAUCACACAAAAACGCCCAGAUAGAUUAAUCCCGCCCUCGCAUCCGAACUGAAAAACGUUUCCAUCUUUUUCUCUUCCCUUUUCUAGGGUUUCGAGAUGAUCGCUGUCGAGUCCUUCCAUCCCGCAAUCCAUGGAAGAUUUCACUGCUCCCGCGGAUUGAGCUUGUUCCUGCAUCAAUCCCGGAGGUUCUAUCACGAUUCGAAUCGCUCCGCCUCCAAUCCCCCGCCCGUCGCCUCCUUGAAUUGCGGGCACCUUUCGAUUGCCCCGGCCGGCUCCGGCAAGUCGAGCCUGUGGGGAGCUUCUUCCCUGCGCAGUCACGGGCUGAGGGAUUCCAGAAUCCUGGCCAGCACUCAGGACGGCGACUCGACCGCGAGCCCGAGCGAGAAGAGCGAGGCCAAGGCCGGGGACGGGGCCGGAGUCAAUGUUAAUCAGAACCCGGGGACGGGUUCGAACAAGAGGAGGGAGAAGCAAGGGAAGGGGAACUGGUGGUGGUGGUGGUCUAAAGGCGGGAAGUGGCGGUGGCAGCCGAUAAUCCAGGCGCAGGAGAUUGGGGUCUUGCUUUUGCAAUUAGGGAUAGUUAUGUUCGUCAUGCGGUUGCUUAGGCCGGGGAUCCCGUUGCCCGGUUCGGACCCGAAAGCCCCGGUGGCUUACGUUAGCGUUCCGUACAGUGAGUUCCUGAGCAAAAUUAAUACUGAUCAGGUGAAAAAGGUGGAGGUCGAUGGAGUGCACAUAUUGUUUAAACUGAAGUCCGAGGCUAGCAGUGGAGAGAGUGAGGUGGGAAGUGUGAGUAGGUUGCAGGAGUCGGAGUCAUUGAUAAGAAGUGUGGCUCCAACUAGGAGAAUCAUUUACACUACGACAAGGCCUACGGAUAUUAAAACUCCUUAUGAAAAAAUGCUCGAGAAUCAGGUCGAGUUUGGGUCACCUGAUAAGAGGUCUGGCGGAUUCUUAAACUCGGCAUUGAUAACUCUAUUCUACGCAGCAGUGCUUGCUGGUCUUCUACACCGGUUUCCUGUGAGCUUCUCUCAGCAUACUGCUGGUCAGCUUAGGAGCCGCAAAUCUGGGGGUGGUGCUGGCACAAAAAUGUCCGAUCAGGGUGAAACAAUAACUUUUGCGGAUGUUGCAGGUGUCGAUGAGGCUAAGGAGGAAUUGGAAGAAAUUGUGGAAUUUCUCAGGAAUCCAGACAGAUACGUGCGGGUUGGUGCUCGGCCUCCCCGAGGUGUCCUUUUGGUAGGUCUUCCAGGGACUGGUAAAACACUUCUAGCUAAGGCUGUGGCUGGUGAGGCUGAAGUGCCUUUCAUAAGUUGUUCCGCUAGCGAGUUCGUUGAGUUGUAUGUUGGCAUGGGUGCCUCUCGUGUGAGAGAUCUUUUUGCACGGGCAAAGAAGGAGGCUCCAUCUAUUAUUUUCAUAGAUGAGAUAGAUGCUGUGGCAAAAAGUCGUGAUGGUAAAUUUCGCAUUGUCAGCAAUGAUGAAAGAGAGCAAACCUUGAACCAGCUGCUGACUGAGAUGGAUGGGUUUGACAGCAGUUCUGCUGUUAUUGUUCUUGGAGCAACCAAUCGCUCAGAUGUCCUGGAUCCUGCUCUUCGUCGACCUGGGAGAUUUGAUCGUGUGGUUACGGUGGAAGCACCCGAUAGAACAGGCAGGGAAGCCAUCCUUAAAGUUCACGUUUCCAAGAAAGAACUUCCUCUUGGAGAAGAUGUUGACCUCACUGUCAUUGCUUCUAUGACAACUGGUUUUACUGGGGCUGACCUUGCAAAUUUAGUGAAUGAGGCAGCUUUGUUGGCAGGUAGACAGAACAAACUUGUUGUGCAGAAGGCUGACUUCAUUCAAGCGGUAGAAAGAUCAAUAGCCGUAAAUAUGGCAUCAGUAAAUGCUACCUUCGCGUCGGUCUUGUGCAACAACGGCGGUCACUCUGCUGUAAAGUUUCCGAGCUCUGCCUUCCUGCCGGGAUUCGAUGCCUGGGGCCGUUCUUCGAGUGCUUGCAAGAAGGAAUUCUGUCCUCCUUCGAGAAGCUCGGGUCCCAAAGCCACAUUGACCUUUGAUCCACCAGCAUCGAAUUCUGAGAGAACCAAACAAAAGAAGCAUACACUUGACCCUGCCGCUCCUGAUUUUUUGCCCCUUCCUUCCUUUGAUCAGUGUUUUCCAAAGAGCUCAAAAGAAUACAGGGAAGUCAUUCAUGAGCAAACUAGUCAUGUACUGAAAGUUCCUUUCCGACGGGUUCACCUCAGUGGAAAUGAACCAGACUUUGACACUUAUGACACAAGUGGACCUCAAAACAUUAGCCCUCGUGUUGGGCUGCCCAAGUUGCGGAAAGAUUGGAUUGACCGGCGGGAGAAGCUCGGUGGACCAAGAUACACCCAGAUGUAUUAUGCUAAGCAGGGAAUCAUAACUGAGGAAAUGUUGUAUUGCGCCACUCGUGAGAAUCUAGACCCAGAGUUUGUUAGGUCUGAGGUUGCUCGAGGACGGGCGAUCAUUCCAUCCAACAAGAAGCACUUAGAGCUGGAGCCAAUGGUUGUCGGAAGAAAUUUUCUUGUAAAGGUUAAUGCUAAUAUUGGAAAUUCUGCUGUCGCAAGUUCCAUCGAGGAAGAAGUAUAUAAGGUUCAGUGGGCAACCAUGUGGGGUGCAGAUACGGUGAUGGAUCUCUCCACAGGUCGCCACAUCCACGAGACCCGUGAGUGGAUACUCCGUAACUCUUCUGUGCCAGUGGGGACAGUACCCAUUUAUCAAGCACUUGAAAAGGUGAAUGGAAUUGCGGAAGAUCUUAACUGGGAGGUUUUCAGGGAUACCUUGAUUGAACAAGCUGAGCAAGGGGUUGAUUAUUUCACUAUCCAUGCCGGGGUUCUACUCAGGUACAUUCCUUUGACAGCGAAGCGCAUGACAGGGAUCGUUUCUCGUGGAGGAUCUAUCCACGCAAAGUGGUGCUUGGCUUAUCACAGGGAGAAUUUUGCUUAUGAGCACUGGGAUGACAUACUGGAUAUCUGCAAUCAAUAUGAUGUUGCACUGUCCAUAGGUGAUGGUCUGAGACCUGGAUCAAUAUAUGAUGCUAAUGACGCUGCACAGUUUGCUGAGCUUCUGACCCAAGGGGAACUGACUCGUAGAGCUUGGGAAAAGGAUGUCCAGGUAAUGAAUGAAGGUCCUGGUCAUAUCCCGAUGCAUAAGAUCCCUGAGAACAUGCAAAAGCAACUCGAAUGGUGUAAUGAAGCUCCUUUCUACACUCUCGGUCCCUUAACAACUGAUAUUGCUCCUGGGUAUGAUCAUAUCACCUCCGCAAUUGGUGCUGCCAAUAUUGGGGCUCUUGGUACUGCACUUCUGUGUUAUGUGACGCCGAAGGAACACCUUGGACUUCCCAAUAGGGAUGAUGUCAAGACGGGAGUUAUUGCUUAUAAGAUAGCUGCCCAUGCAGCCGAUUUAGCUAAAGGUCACCCGCAAGCUCAAGCCUGGGACGAUGCAUUGAGCAAGGCAAGAUUUGAAUUUCGGUGGAUGGAUCAGUUUGCUUUGUCAUUGGACCCCAUGACUGCCAUGUCUUUUCAUGACGAAACUCUGCCGUCAGAUGGAGCUAAAGUUGCACAUUUUUGCUCGAUGUGUGGACCUAAAUUCUGCUCUAUGAAGAUAACAGAGGAUGUGAGGAAGUAUGCUGAAGAGCAUGGCUAUGGGACCGCCGAAGAAGCCAUUAAGCAUGGAAUGGAUACUAUGAGUGCUGAAUUUCUUGCCGCUAAGAAAACUGUCAGUGGGGAGCAACAUGGUGAAGUAGGUGGAGAAAUUUACUUGCCAGCUGACUAUGUAAAGUCCGCCGAGAGAUGAAGGAUCAUGUGAUAGGCGAUAUGUUUGGGGAACUUCAAGUAAUUGAAAAUGCAGCAAAAUAGACUUAUUGAGGAUCGCGAUAUGCAGUUUUAGUUUCAUGCUGUUGGGGUGUCUGAAUCUGCUCUAGCCUAGCUGUUGCUGGGAUGGGGUGGAUCAGGCUGAGAAAGUCCCUUUGAACCUGAACAGGGUAAUACCUGCGUAGGGAGUGUGCAAUUUCUUUUCGUUUUUUUGCAUGCUUCCACAGGGACAGAGCCUUUAGAAAUGGUUGGGGACAAGUUGAACCGUGCGAGAUGAACUUCCGCAGAAUAGCUCGCUCAUCAUUCCCGUGAGCAGGUAGUUAUAUAACAGGAAAUACCACAAUGUUCACUGCUUCAACCUGAGAUUAAUAAGCCCACAAGAGCUAAUUAUCUUGGGGAUACUUUUUUCAUCUGCCAAAUAACUGACUUUAUUGAGGUAAGAACGCAUUGUUUCAA
Messenger RNA from Syzygium oleosum, 4271 nucleotides. Its product is annotated as phosphomethylpyrimidine synthase, chloroplastic. Gene Ontology annotation, cellular component: chloroplast thylakoid; membrane. Gene Ontology annotation, molecular function: ATP binding; metalloendopeptidase activity; carbon-carbon lyase activity. NCBI's taxonomy places the organism in Eukaryota, Viridiplantae, Streptophyta, Magnoliopsida, Myrtales, Myrtaceae. The record is from RefSeq and is a predicted model, not a curated record. The coding region runs from base 97 to 3798 and encodes 1233 amino acids. Gene Ontology annotation, biological process: proteolysis; thiamine biosynthetic process. The transcript has 15 exons.